AUGAUGGACUGGUUUGAAAUCGUUAGUAAGGCAGGCGGAGAAGCUGCAUGGGUUACACAACAAAAAACCUUCCCAAAAAGGAAUGGCAAACGACAAAAGCCGAAAGAUUCAAAUGAAAUUAUAGAAAUAAUUUUGAAAACAGAAUCAAUUCAGAGUGUUAUAAAAGAGGAGUGUUCAAAACGGAAUACUACGAUGAAACUGUUAUCUGAUGAAGCAAGGCUAAUAUUACGCAGUAUAACGCAUCAAAUGCAGUUGUUAGUUAUACGAUCAGUUGGGUAUGUGAUUGCAAAAACAAUCAGGAUAAUAUAUGAUGGUGUCUAUUUCAAUGAUGAACAGUUAUCGCGAAUACAGGAAUAUUCCGUGGAUGAUCCCAUUAUUUUCAUGCCAACACACAGGAGUUAUAUGGAUUUCUUGAUUGUUUCUCUUCUUUGCUUCAAUCAUAAUUUGUCACUACCAGUCGUUGCUACUGGGAUGGAUUUUAUGGCUUCAAAAUUUCUGGGUGAAACUUUACGCCGCUGUGGAUCCUUCUUUAUGAGACGACAGUUUGGAAAGGACAAACUGUAUUGGUCACUGUUCAGUAGUUAUGUGCAAAUGCAACUACAGGAAACGGAUAAUCCGGUUGAAUUUUUCUUAGAAGGCACCCGCAGUAGAUCAGGCAAAAGUCUUUAUCCGAAAUUUGGUUUGCUACAAAUAUGCAUGGAACCAUUCUUUCAAUGUCGUUUAUAUGAUUUGAUUGUUGUUCCAGUUACCAUCAAUUAUGAUAAGGUUUUGGAAGAAUUUCUGUAUGCAUACGAACUUUUCGGCUUUCCGAAACCACAAGAGACGACAACGGGGCUUUUCAAAUCGCGCGAAAUUCUCAACAAACAUUUUGGUCAUAUUUAUGUGAAUUUUGGUGAACCAAUCUCUGUACGAAAAUAUUUCGAAGGAAGGAUAAAUCGCUGGCACCCACCUUGGCAGACUAGUGUGGGCAAUCAAUUAUCAAAUAAGGAAAAAGAAGCAAUUAAGGGCUUCGCGCUGCACAUAAUACACCUACACAAUUUAAAUAGUACAAUAACUAUUUGGCCUUACACUUGUGCUAUCUUGUUACAGAUGAAGAGCACAGGUCAUCAGAAGUUGAUAUUCAAUAAGCUACAGAGUUCUUUGGAAGACUUCGUUGCACUGAUUACAAAAAUGGGACGUCGAAUUAUGAUCAGAAGAAGCAUUGCGGAUGAUUUGAGAUAUCAUUUGAAAUUGCACUCCGAUCUGUUCCAGUGUGACACUUUCUUUCCUAAUUCACUAAUAGAAAUGAAGAGAUUCAAAUGCGUCGAAAAUAAUGGUUUAAAGAAGAAUUAUAUGGAAGAAAUGUUGUGGGAAGUGAUCCUGUCAUAUUAUGCUAAUCAGAUGAUGCAUGAUUUUGUCGACAUAAGCCUGCUGUGCCAUGUGUUGUUGUCCAUUCAAGUGCUGUCAAGAGCAAGUCACAUAUUCCGGGAAGUUAGGUCAUUAUUUGUUUACGAAUUCGUUUGUUCAUUGCAAGAAGAAGAAAUCGAUAAGUUGUUCGCAAAGAGUCUCAAUGCUUUGUUGCGGAUUUCAGCUGUUUCACUGAAUAAUGAUCGUGUCAUCGUAGAAGAGAAACAGAUACUGAAACAGAUUGCUUUCUUUAUGCAGCCACACAUUGCCAGAUAUUAUUGUGUAAUGCAGUCUUUGGUACAGUUGGUGGGUACUCAAUUCACAAAUGAAGUGCUUUUCGAAGAAUCGCUACAGCUUGCUGUAAAUCUUUUUGCUGGGCAGCAAGGGAACAGCAAGCCCCAGUCAGUCUGUAUCACAUCGGAUGUAACUCGGAAUGCAUUAUCAGCAUUUUGUAGGUUGCAGGUUACUUGCAGACGGAGUGAAAGGGAAUAUGAUGUUAAUGUUUAUCGCGUGCAAAAAAUGAUGAGACUUCUGGAAAGCAUCAGUAUGGCCGAACUUCCUUUUGAUAACAACUCGUUUGUUUCAAAGAUUUAA
Molecule: messenger RNA, 1980 nt
Organism: Loa loa (African eye worm)
Lineage: Eukaryota; Metazoa; Nematoda; Chromadorea; Rhabditida; Onchocercidae
Product: CBR-ACL-7 protein
Exons: 14
Coding region: 1-1980 (659 amino acids)
Biological process (GO): ether lipid biosynthetic process
Cellular component (GO): mitochondrial membrane; peroxisomal membrane
Molecular function (GO): glycerone-phosphate O-acyltransferase activity
Source: RefSeq, a predicted model, not a curated record